Strongylus vulgaris is the source of this 852-nucleotide messenger RNA. The record is from the annotation of a GenBank genome assembly. Lineage: Eukaryota; Metazoa; Nematoda; Chromadorea; Rhabditida; Strongylidae.
AUGGUUCAAACCUACAGUAACACGCCCAGAGGAUCGAAUGCUAUACCUCUGCCAGAUUUCACCAAUGAAAAUGUCCAUCUCUCAAAUGGGUACACCUAUCACGAUUCACUUACUUCUUUGAUCGGGCUGGGUUCUUUUGGAGUCGUCUACAAAGGCUACAACGAAGACGACAAUAACAAAGUUUCUGAAAAUUAUUACCACGAUCAAGUACAUGCAAAUGGAACCCGGCAGGUUGCACAAUUAGAAUUCCCUAAAGCUUGUCCGUUUCAGGUGGCCAUUAAAAAAAUGUCGAGAGUGCACGUGAAAGAAAACGAACUAAAAGUAAUUAGGCUUCUAAUCGACAACAUUGCUCGCGGUUAUAAAGAUCUGUUCGAUUUGAAGAUUGUCCAUCGCGACAUCAAACCACAAAAUAUUCUCAUAAAAUACGUAGGGAAAAGCAAACAGCUUUCCUCAGCAAAAAUCACAGAUUUCGGUAUCGCCAGGACUCUAGACACGGAAGAAUCUGACCUCUGCAACGUUGCUGGGACCUUAUUUUACAUGGCUCCAGAAGUAGGAGCUAAUCUUCUAAAAACCUGCCAAUACGAUUCGAAAGUUGAUAUGUGGAGCAUAGGAUGCCUUUUAUACCAGUGUGUCACUGGAGAGAUACCAUUUGAUGAGUGCUGCUUGUGUAAACUAUUCCUCUACACAGCUGGCGCUAACUAUGACGCAUACGACCCCCCAGCCCUGCCGGAAACAACAAACGAAGAAAUAGGUGAAAUCAUUCACUCACUUCUCGAAAUAGAUUCUUCGAGAAGAUGUACACCAGUACAAUUUUACAUCAAAGCGACAAGUUUUAGUCAACGAAUUGGCUAG